Zychaea mexicana is the source of this 432-nucleotide messenger RNA. RefSeq lists its product as uncharacterized. The coding region runs from base 1 to 432 and encodes 143 amino acids. The record is from RefSeq and is a predicted model, not a curated record. Gene Ontology annotation, molecular function: 3'-5' DNA helicase activity; ATP binding; four-way junction helicase activity. The transcript has a single exon. Gene Ontology annotation, biological process: double-strand break repair via homologous recombination. Gene Ontology annotation, cellular component: cytoplasm; chromosome. Lineage: Eukaryota; Fungi; Mucoromycota; Mucoromycetes; Mucorales; Lichtheimiaceae.
AUGCCACCAAGGACUUCGCUCCUACCAUCAAAUAUAAACGUAAGAUACCUCUAUUUUUUUGCUACCCAUGGCUUCUGGCUUACGAUCCUUCUCCUUGUACUCAUCAACUUUCUCCUAUCAUGCAUACUGUCAUUAUCACCUCUAGCAAUCCUCCCUGCCCAUCUUAUAGCUUUACGAACCUUACUCGGCGAUCCAACGGCCAGCUUUCGCUCGCGCGAGCAAGCACUCGCCAUACCUCUCAUUAUGGACCGCAAGCUGGACUUGUUGGUCAUCAUGCCAACGGGUAUGGGCAAGAGUGUGCUCUUUUCUUUGCCCCCGCUCCUUGAGGAAGACAAACUCACGAUCGUCUUUGUUCCUCUUGUGGCGCUGGUCGCUGACCACAUGCGUCGUUUGACAGAAUGCGGCAUUUCUGUUGCGGAAUGGCAAGGUUAG